Molecule: messenger RNA, 1052 nt
Organism: Jatropha curcas
Lineage: Eukaryota; Viridiplantae; Streptophyta; Magnoliopsida; Malpighiales; Euphorbiaceae
Gene: WRKY12
Product: WRKY family transcription factor
Biological process (GO): regulation of DNA-templated transcription
Molecular function (GO): DNA-binding transcription factor activity; sequence-specific DNA binding
Source: RefSeq, a predicted model, not a curated record
GUGCUCCUGUGGUCGUGUGUGUAUGUGGGUAAGACUAAGAGAAAGAGAAAGAAACUGUGCAAGUCCUUUAUUUUGUGUAGACUAUAAUCCUAAGAAGAGAUGAGGAAGAAUAAUUUCCUGGAAACAUUCCAUUCGACGUUUACUUGUUGACCAGAGACUCUAUUGCCGGAAUCAUCAGCGUGCAACACAAGCGCAGUUUCUUUCUUUCUACAACGGCAGUCCCAAUCGCCGAUAUGCACUCGCCCCUAUAAUAACAAGUACAGAUCCAUCCAAGCUCAUCAAGACCAACGAAAUUCUAAAUCUAAAUAUGGAAGGAGGAGAAAGAGAAGUUGCAAAUUAUGAGCUGCAAGUCUCUUUUUCCACACCACAAGCAAUUCAUGAGAUGGGAUUUGUACCAUUUGAAGAAAACCAAGUUUUCAGCUUUUUGGCUCCCUCAAACUCACACCAAUCUUCUCAAAUAUCUCAACCUCUCAAUACAACAACCACCACCAAUAACCAUAUGGGGUUUAGUAGCCAUAACGACCAGGUAGGAACAUUGGAUCCAAAGGCUAGAAUUGAAGAGAACUGCACUGCUUCUGGCGCUAACGAUGGCAACAAUUCUUGGUGGAGGAACUCGUCUUCCUCAGAGAAGAACAAAGUGAAAGUGAGGAGAAAGCUUAGGGAACCCAGAUUCUGUUUUCAAACAAGAAGCGAUGUAGAUGUUCUUGAUGACGGUUACAAGUGGAGAAAAUAUGGCCAGAAAGUUGUCAAAAAUAGCCUUCAUCCAAGGAGUUACUACCGUUGCACCCACAGCAAUUGUCGAGUGAAGAAGAGGGUUGAAAGAUUAUCAGAGGAUUGUCGAAUGGUGAUAACAACCUAUGAAGGUAGACACAAUCACUCUCCAUGUGAUGACUCAAAUUCAUCUGAACAUGAAUGCUUUACCUCUUUCUGACACUUUUAAUUAUUAAUUAUUUAAUUAGGCAAGACAAAACGAUUAAUAUUGUAAUUAACAUAAUGUAUGAGGUUGUGACAAUAUUUGUCUUAAUCGUUUUAGUAGCUUUUUGUUUCUCAUA